AAUAGUAACCAAGAAAAGCUAAAGCUCACUGUUACCUGAGCUUCAAGAAAUGACCGCCGGGGAAGAAAAGGCCGAGUUUUUACCGGAGUCCAAACUACCCAGUAACGAGAACAGUCCACUGCUGCACAACCCGGAUGAGGAAAUCGCCGGCGGGUCGUUUUCCGGCGCGGUGUUCAACCUGUCGACGACGAUCAUUGGCGCCGGGAUUAUGGCGCUGCCGGCGACGAUGAAGGUGUUGGGACUCGGAGUUGGGAUAGGGAUGAUUGUCUUGGUUGCGGUUUUGACGAAGGCUGCCGUGGAGAUGUUGCUGAGGUUUAGUAGGGCCGGCAAUGCGGCGUCGUAUGGUGGUGUUAUGGGGGAUGCUUUUGGGAUAGGUGGCAGGGUUGUGUUUCAGUUGUCUAUCUUGGUCAACAAUCUUGGGACUCUCAUUGUGUAUAUGAUCAUACUUGGUGAUGUGCUGUCUGGAACUGCUUCAAGUGAAGUUCACCAUACUGGAGUAUUGGAAGGGUGGUUUGGUGAAAAAUGGUGGAAUGGCCGUCUUUUUGUUCUGUUUGUUACAACGAUUUUCGUGUUUUCUCCGUUGGUAUCCCUGAAACGAAUAGAUUCAUUGAGAUACUCAUCUACUUUAGCAGUUGGGCUGGCAGGCGUUUUUCUAGUUAUUACUGCAGGAAUCACAGUUGUUAAAAUCUCCCAUGGAGAUAUUUCCAUGCCCAGAUUGCUUCCUGUGUUGACCGAUCUUACGUCAGUGUGGAAUCUCUUCACAGUUGUUCCUGUUCUUGUGACAGCCUUCAUCUGCCACUUCAAUGUGCAUACAAUCCACAAUGAGCUUAGGAAGCCUAGCAUGAUUCAGCCAGUUGUGCAGACAUCAUUAGUAUUGUGCUCUUCUGUCUACAUACUGACCAGCAUUUUCAGUAUCCUCCUAUUUGGGGACUCAAUUCUUGAUGAUGUGUUAGCCAACUUUGACACUGACCUUGGCAUCCCUUACAGCUCUAUGCUCAGUGAUAUUGUCCGGAUUAGCUACGCCCUGCACCUCAUGCUUGUUUUUCCUAUUAUCUUUCAUCCACUGCGAAUCAACUUUGAUGAUCUCUUCUUUCCUUCAUCUAGGCCUUUAGAUUUAGAUAAUCGUAGGUUUGCAUUAAUCACUUUCAGUCUCAUUUCUGUUAUCUUCUUGGGCGCAAACUUCAUUCCAAGCAUCUGGGAUGUUUUCCAGUUUACUGGAGCAACUGCCACAGUUUGCAUUGGAUUUAUCUUCCCUGCUGCCAUUGUUUUAAGGGACCGGAAUGGCAUAGCAACAUCAAAGGACAAGAUCUUAUCUGCUAUCAUGAUUGGUCUUGCUGUGUUCUCAAAUUUGAUAGCAAUAUACUGUGAUGCCGCAGCUUUGUUCAGAAGAAGCUAGCCCCUCCUAUGUGGAUUCUUUUGUUAGAUGAACAAACUAUAUGUGUGAUAUGGCAAUUUGAAGACCAGAAAACCGCUGAAGUUUCCAGGAAAUAUGACUAGUUUGGUAUUGUUGUGACUUAAAAAAAAA
Molecule: messenger RNA, 1525 nt
Organism: Argentina anserina (silverweed cinquefoil)
Lineage: Eukaryota; Viridiplantae; Streptophyta; Magnoliopsida; Rosales; Rosaceae
Product: amino acid transporter AVT6A-like
Exons: 5
Coding region: 50-1396 (448 amino acids)
Biological process (GO): amino acid transmembrane transport
Molecular function (GO): L-amino acid transmembrane transporter activity
Source: RefSeq, a predicted model, not a curated record